GCAUCUUAGAAUUGUUUUAUUUAUAUGCCGACAUAACUCUGAAAAGAGGAAGAGCAACAACAACACAACAAGACAAAGAUGGCGGCGGAGUACGGCGCAGUGCAAAAGGGAUCUUUGAAACUUAAAGGAAUAGGGGCUGUUUCCUCCGGGAAAAAGAAGACGAAGAAGGAUAAGGAGAGAAAGCGCUUGGAGCAGCAAAUAAUGUCGACUGAGAAUGAAGAGGAGACGACAAAGGCCUACGUCGACAAACGAACUCCAGCGCAAAUGGCAUUUGAUAAAAUGCAGGAAAAGAGGCAAAUCGAACGGAUUCUGAACAAAGCAUCAAAAACUCAUAAGCAAAGAGUUGAGGAUUUCAACCGGCACUUGGACACCCUGACAGAACAUUAUGAUAUCCCCAAAGUCAGUUGGACCAAAUAAAAACAGACUCAUCCAUCUUGUCCAUUUCUACAAUGUCAGUACUUCAGUACAGUGUUUCAAAUCAAACUGUCACCGUAACCUGUUAGUUUGGGAAGGCGAAGGAAAUCUAAAAUGUUGUUUGUUCAAUUGAUCCAAUAAAGCUUUUUUAUUUGUAUUAUAUAUAUUCAGUGUACUGAAUGCCAUUAUGUUGCAACAAUUAAAUUCUGAUUACAUUCUAA
This is a messenger RNA of Conger conger (European conger), 635 nucleotides long. RefSeq names its product family with sequence similarity 32 member A (gene fam32a). Bases 79 to 417 code for a protein of 112 amino acids. The transcript is spliced from 4 exons. Gene Ontology annotation, cellular component: nucleolus. The record is from RefSeq and is a predicted model, not a curated record. Lineage: Eukaryota; Metazoa; Chordata; Actinopteri; Anguilliformes; Congridae.